Messenger RNA from Ostrinia nubilalis (European corn borer), 3511 nucleotides. Its product is annotated as synaptosomal-associated protein 25-like. Gene Ontology annotation, biological process: synaptic vesicle fusion to presynaptic active zone membrane; exocytosis; synaptic vesicle priming. The record is from RefSeq and is a predicted model, not a curated record. Gene Ontology annotation, cellular component: plasma membrane; SNARE complex. Gene Ontology annotation, molecular function: SNAP receptor activity; syntaxin binding. NCBI's taxonomy places the organism in Eukaryota, Metazoa, Arthropoda, Insecta, Lepidoptera, Crambidae. The coding region runs from base 194 to 832 and encodes 212 amino acids. The transcript has 8 exons.
GCAUUUCAUUGCUAACCUCCCUUCAACAGACAAGAGUUGAUCGACCAGCAAGCAACUGAGCUGUCAGUGGCCAGUGCAAGCCUUUCAGUUCUUUUCUUUCACAUUUGUGCUGUAUUUUGGUGCCUAGUGGGUGUGCUAAGUGUCUUCGGCCGUCUUUUGUUUCUAUUAGGUGCUACAAAACAAAACUUUCAGGAUGCCGGCAGCAGCGCCCCCCGCCGAAAAUGGCGCGCCUCGCAGCGAGCUCGAGCAGCUCCAAAUGAAAGCCGGUCAAGUUACCGAUGAGUCAUUGGAGUCGACCCGGCGUAUGAUGCAACUAUGCGAAGAGAGCAAGGAGGCCGGCAUUCGUACUCUGGUCGCUCUAGACGACCAGGGAGAACAAUUGGACAGAAUCGAGGAGGGCAUGGAUCAGAUCAACGCGGACAUGCGCGAGGCGGAAAAGAAUCUGUCGGGGAUGGAGAAAUGUUGCGGCAUCUGUGUUCUGCCAUGCAACAAGGGAGCAUCAUUCAAGGAAGACGACGGUACGUGGAAAGGCAACGACGACGGCAAAGUGGUGAACAACCAACCGCAGCGAGUGAUGGACGAGCGCAACGGCAUAGGUCCACAAGCGGGAUACAUAGGCAGGAUAACAAAUGACGCUCGCGAAGAUGAGAUGGAGGAGAACAUGGGGCAAGUGAACACCAUGAUCGGAAACCUGCGCAACAUGGCGCUCGACAUGGGAUCCGAGCUCGAGAACCAGAACCGCCAGAUUGAGCGCAUCAACCGCAAGGGCGAAAGCAACGAGACACGCAUAGCGGUCGCAAACCAGCGGGCGAACAAGCUUCUCAAGUCCUAAGCGCACCCUACGCGACCCUUACCCAAAUGACGCUACCACUUGCAAUCCAAAACGCCAAUAACGUAGUAUUCGAAGGCUUUGUCUAUAUCUGUAAUAUGAAAUAUAAAAAAUUGGCCGACAUACUGUAAAAUGAAUUCAAUCCUUCAUUAUAUCAGAUAUAGACAAAAUGUUCCCAUUCUAAAUUACUUAAAUAAACAUAAUAUUUGUUUCUUAUCUGAAAUUAACUUAAUAUAUCAAAGAAAUAUUUUGAUGCUGAUUGAACACAUAAUUAAUAUUAAGACGUAUGGCAAUAAGUAAUAUAAAGAUCUGAUCAGUCUUAUUUAGAAUGGAAGAACAUAAUACUGACGUAUUUUUCACUUAUUAGACCGUAUUUGACGCAAUAUUAAAAUAACUUUUUGUACUAGUGAUAGCAAUAUGUUUGGUAAGCGUCAUUUUUGUCUCAACAAUGAAAUGGCUGUAAUAAUGGUAAGUACAGUUGCAUAGUCCUAUAUUUUCAUCUGUUAUGCAUUUAAUGUUGAGGUUCCAAACUAGUGAGUACAUAUCAAAACGAGAAGUUGAUGUUGCUGUGUCUAAUAAUGUUGCUAUAUUAUGUAGAAAGUUUAAUAUUUAAUAGGCUUUGACCCUAAUACAACGUGAUCCUAUUUCAGUUUUCAACUUAACUGUACUUACCUCACGAUUUUGCACAAAUAUUUGAACUCUCACUCACGGUUCACAAAAAAAGUUUGUAUUAUAUGUAUAAUUUAUUUUAUAACUCCCAUUAAUGUUAGUCAUGGUUUAAGUUAUUUAUUUUUAUUUACAUACAUAGUUUAGUUAGCUCAUGAAAUGGCUAUCGGUAAACUGAUUUGCGUGGUAGAAUUUUUGUUCCAGUAAUGUGCCAAAAUAUACUUUUUCUACUUUUACUUACUCAUAAAUAUUUAACAAUUUUUUUUUUAUCAAACUACUAUUCUUCUUUUGAUCGAAUCAUUGAUAUGAAAUCUAUAAAUAAAAAUAAAAGUUUUGUAGUCAGUUCUUGUUGUAAUAAAAUUUGACGCUCAAUAUCAAAUUAAUAAAAUCUAGUUAACACCUUUGAGUGACUCGUAUUCAAUAUAAUAUGCAAUAUAUUAUCAUAUUGGAUGUCUUCAAAAACUAUUAAAGAAUAAAUAAAUUUAUAGCGUUUGUAUCUAAGAUAUUUACUCAAAAUCGGGAUGUUAAUUUUCUUAUUAUGAAGCUGUUUUACUGUGAUUAAGCUUUUAUUAUGAAUUGUCUUAUUAUUGACGAUGCUUUUUAUAGUUUUUUAGAUUAAGAUAAUGGUGCCUGAAUUAUAUUUCAAUUUAUCAGUUAAACGUAGUCACGAGUUGCAUUUAAUAUUUUAUAAGUUUCAGAAUUGUAGCCUCAAUCUUAUUUCAGUUUAAACUACGUAGGAACGUAAUAAACCAAUUAUAUAAGGCGUAUAAUGCGGUGAUAAAUGCUUCGACCUUCGUACCAACCAAUACAUAAACUAAUUAAGGUUUAAUAACCUUAUUUCUUUAAAAAUAGUUACUGUUAUUACUAGAUAUUAUAGACCUGGCUUCAAUAUGACAUAAGGUAUAAAAGUGGUAGCACUUUCACAGUAUAAUGCGCCUUAAGGACGUUUUAUACGGAUCGUCUGUUGUUUACAAAGCCCUAAGGUCAAUGUUACAGUUGAGAACCCAUUAAUGCGAACAACGUCCACUCCGUAUAAACUGACCGUUAUUUAAAACAAAUACUAUAACGUUGUAAUGUGAUUACAACACAUGCAAUAGUCUAUUAUCUAUUAUAGUUGAAAAUUUAAAACUUUAUUAUUACUUAAAGUGUAUUGUUGUAAGUAUGACGAAUAACAUGUACCGGCCUUAGAGAUAAUGAACGUAGGAAUGUUAAAGGCGAGGCUUGACAAAUUAUACUAUAUUCGUGUACCAGGUAGCCGUAAGUUUUCGAAAUUUCUCUAUGUCUUUUCUCUCAAUCGUAUUAGUUUCUAAGAGAUAAGGUGCGUGCAUUCGCACUAUUAAAAGUUUAUCUAAGUAAAUAUUUUAAUAUCAACAUAUUUUAAACCGUGUUGUCUUGUAACCUCAUAGAUUGUUUUUGUAACAGCUACUCAAUUUAUCCAAUAGAUGUGUAAUUUAACCGCCUGCAUACUCUGUAUCUGUUUUUAUUCAGCCUAAAUAUAUAUAAUACUUAGGAUAAAGUAAUUAUAUCUAUUUUUCUUUAAGAAUAGAUAUAUAUAUAAUAACGGAUAGUAUAAAAUGUUAAUUUCUAAUUACAUUAUUGAUUUGUUAAAUUACAAAACCUAUGUUUCAUUUAUAUUUUACCUGAACCACAAAAACUCGUUAGAAUGAUAACAAAAACACUUUUCAUAUAAAAUAAUUCACUUUAUUAAAUGUAGGAAGACUAAUUACAAUGUCAUUUACCAGAGUAAUUACAAAGUCAUUUUGUACCGUUCAGUGAAUUUGUUACAUUAAUAAGAAAGCCAUUUAAAUUCGUAGGUAAGAUAAUUAUACAAAAUAUUAAUUCUUUUGCUCUAAACACGGGGGAUGGCACAUCAAGCGAAACACUGUCAUCUUAUGUAAGUUGUAAUAGGUGCGAUUUUGCAUUAAAAAUGUAUAGUUCGAUGUGCUAGGGACAAAAUUGUUCAACUAAUACCUUAUAGAUAUCCUAAAUCAGUCUGUAAACAAUUCAGGAACCUUA